Aspergillus uvarum CBS 121591 is the source of this 2102-nucleotide messenger RNA. RefSeq names its product efflux pump antibiotic resistance protein. The coding region runs from base 244 to 2091 and encodes 615 amino acids. Gene Ontology annotation, molecular function: transmembrane transporter activity. Gene Ontology annotation, cellular component: membrane. The transcript has a single exon. Lineage: Eukaryota; Fungi; Ascomycota; Eurotiomycetes; Eurotiales; Aspergillaceae. The record is from RefSeq and is a predicted model, not a curated record. Gene Ontology annotation, biological process: transmembrane transport.
CACCGGGUCUGCGACGCGCAAACCACCGCAAGGGAUCGAUGCUUAGCUCUGCAAAUUUUGAACCCUUAGCGUCAGGGUGGCCACCAUGCGAAAAAGAUUGAGCAAUCCAGCUGUACAGCUGUGCAAUGCCUCCGGACGAUCUUUUCCGGAGCUCCCAACACCUAUUAAACCCCCUCCUUGCUCAAACCACCCCGCUCAACAUGAUGGUGAAGUGACAAUCCACACCAAUCCCCAUCCGCCACCAUGUCACCUCCAUAUCCCACCCCCGAUCACUCGCAGCCCCCCAGUCCGAUCGAGGAUAAGCCUGUAUCUGGACUGUCAUCAGCUGCCAUGUCACGCCGCACCUCUUUCUCGGAUUCCCAACUCGGCGCUGGGAGCAGUCGCCUUGCGUCCACUCCAGCCACGGGGGCGCAAACCCCCGAUCCUCUGCUGGGACCCAAAGUCGCCGUCCCCGCCGAUGUGCUGAAGAAAUUCCCCCAGACCAUCACCCGGCCCCGCGAGGACAUCAGUGAUGAUGAGGAAACCAUCGAGCUGUCGGCCACGGGGCCCCGAUUCCGACGCCCCUCUGCGGCCGUGCACCCCGGCGACAAUGUCUAUGCCGACGAAGCCGGCUCACCACCACCCGAGGCCACCAAGGCUGCUCGACAGGGAGUCCCUCCGGAGUUGUCCAGCUUUGGCGCCGAACUCCUGCUGAUUGCCGUCUGCUCCGUGGGCCUGAUGCUUUUCUCCUUCCUCCUGGGCGACAUGCUGGCCCCGCAGAUCCAGAUCCGGGCCGCCCUGGGCAUCAGCAACACCGAACUGCCCUGGCUGGUGGGCGCCUUCAAUGUUGCCAACGGCCUCUCGGUCGUUGUGUCCGGCUCGUUGACAGACCUCACGCCUCCUCGACCGCUGAUGGUGGGAGCGUUUGGCUGGCUGACGCUGUGGAACCUGAUCGGGGCCUUCUCGCUCUCCCCCUCGCGCCGCAUCCUCUUCUUUAUCGUCCGCGCCAUGCAGGGUCUGGCCAUUGGGGUGCUGGUGUCUGGGAGCAUGAGCAUUCUCGGCCGCGUGUACAAGCCCGGCAUCCGCAAGAACCGCGUCUUCAGCGCCAUGGCCGCCUGUGCGCCUUUCGGGUUCUCCCUCGGAGCCAUCCAGGGGGGUCUUCUCUUCCACCACCUCCCGUGGAUCUUCGGCUCCAACGCCAUGAUCACCGGACUGUGUGCCGUGGCAGCCUUCUUCGCCAUUCCCCCACUGCGUCCCGUGGCCGAUGUGGCCGGCACCGAGGCCCCCUCGAUCAAGCAAUUCGACUACCUGGGGGCGGCCUUCGCCGUGGGCGGUUGCGUGUGCCUUCUCUUCGGCCUGACGCAGGGCGGAGUGACCAAUUGGUCCCCGUACACAAUCGCUCUGACGGUUGUGGGAAUUGUGCUGCUGGUGGGGCUAUUCAUCACCGAACGCUACGUGGUGCGACCCCUGAUACCCAAUCGGCUGUGGAGCACGAAAGGCUUCACCCCGCUGAUGAUUGCCUACUUCCUGGGGUUCGGGUCCUUCUUCGGCUGCUGGCAGUUCUAUGCGAUCCAGUUCUGGCUGCGCAUUCAGCACGCGACCCCCGUCGCCGUGGCGCUGUACCACAUCCCCAACGCGCUGGUCGGGGUGUUUGCGACCUGGGUCGUCAGCCGCACGCUGCACCUCGUGCCGGGCCACUACAUUUACACCAUCUCCAUGUUCGCCUUCACCCUGGGUCCGGCCUUCUUCCUCCCGCAAACCGCUAACACCAUCUACUGGGCGCUCUCCUUCCCCGGCAUCGCCCUGGUGACCUUCGGCCCCGAUCUCGCCUUUGCGGCUGCCUCCAUCUUCAUUACUAGCAACGUGGCGCGCUCGUACCAGGGCAGCGCGGGCAGUCUGCUGGUGACGAACCAGAACCUCAGCUCGGCGAUUCUGACCAGUGUGGCCGAUGCGAUCGGCACGCGCGUCGACCAGACCCCGGAUGGGGAUGUCGGGCUGCAGGGCUUGCGCGCCAUCUGGUGGUUUGCGCUGGGGUGUCAACUGUUGGCGGCGUUGAUCACCGUGACGUGCGUGCGCAUUCCCAAGGAGGAGGAGAAGGAGCAUGUUACCUAGCUCUUUUUGGG